AAAGGUAGAAAGGCAAAAUUCUGCAGAAGUGUAAGCGGGAGACAGUCCAUCCCCUUCUAUUAUAUGUCAGUUUUGCCCCAUCCCCUCUUCUCCCAAAAUUCUCUAAACGCCCAAACUAUUACCUUUCUUAUUUUAUUCAAAUUUAGGAAUCGAGUAGUUCCAUUUGUUUAUUGCCUUAUCCCCAACAAAUCUGAAGAAAUUUAUAAACGUGCUUUAACUUGUGUUUUAAAUUCAAUUGGCGAGCGCCGUCCAAUGAUGUUUAUUAUUGAUUUUGAAAAAUCUGUUGAAAAUGUUAUUCGAGCUUUAAUUCCUCAAACACACGUUGCUGGUUGUUGUCAAUAUGGCAAUCAAUCCAAAAUCUUGGCUUGAAUACACGUUUUGAUCAAGAACCUGAAUAUGCUUUGGCUUUAAAAAAAUUUUCGGUUUUGGCUUUGUGUGAUGUUCAGAAUGUAUUCCAACGCUUUGAACAUCUUGCUGAUCACUUUCUACAGCAAUUUGGCGACACUGAAGCUCACCAAGAUUUUAUCGAAUUUAUUGAAAAUAUGUUUAUUGGACGUCCUCGACGCUCUCCUCUCUUUCCUAUUGAAAUGUGGA
Messenger RNA from Meloidogyne enterolobii, 594 nucleotides. Lineage: Eukaryota; Metazoa; Nematoda; Chromadorea; Rhabditida; Meloidogynidae. The record is from the annotation of a GenBank genome assembly.